Molecule: messenger RNA, 3021 nt
Organism: Adineta ricciae
Lineage: Eukaryota; Metazoa; Rotifera; Eurotatoria; Adinetida; Adinetidae
Source: the annotation of a GenBank genome assembly
AUGUGUUCACAGUCGACAAGUGCUCGAAAAAGCAAAUCACCAUUGAAGCUUCCAGUGAACCUGGAGCAUGUUCUUGGCUUUACAUCCGUUUCUAACGCAUUUGUUGCGCAAAAUCAGUCAAUGAUAGCUUAUGCUGCUGGUUCGACGAUUGUCCUUUACGACAAAGAUACAUUCAAACAAGAUUUCGUCAUCAACAAGACCUGUAGAACUAUAACAUGCAUGUCACUUUCAUCCGAUGGUCGAUAUUUAGCAACAGGCGAAAGCGGCCAUGAUCCUAAAAUACGCAUUUGGGAUCUAACUAGCGAUAGAAAAAAAUGCAUUGAACUAGGCGAUCAUCAAUUUGCUAUCGAUUCAAUUUGCUUUCUGAAAAAGACUAGUUGUUUCAUUUCAAUCGGUUCGAUACACGAUGGAAAGAUAUGCGUAUGGGAUUUUCGACGUAAAAUAAAAGUGGCUUCAAACAAAUGUCUAGUUUCUAUCCGCCGUGUGGUGUGUGCAGAAGACGGGAGCCGCUUUGUCACAGUUGGUGAACGUCAUGUUAAAUUCUGGAAUUUUACUCCAAAAUCAAUGGCGUAUAAUGUACUACUAUUAACCGGACAUGAUCCAAUCUUAGAUCAACUAAAAAAUAAUUGUUUUAUUGACGUUGUUUGUGGCAGCGGUAGCUAUGUUGAUUUUACAUGGGCCUUAAGUUCUACCGGUCUUCUAUGCCAAUUUAAUAAAGAACGAAAAUUACUUGUCCACAAAGAUUUACAAAUAAAAUCGAAUUGCUUAGCUAUUGGUGACUCAAAUCUUUUUGUCGGAUGUAAUGACGGCGUGGUUCACGUACUUUUAUCUCAAACUCUUGAACAUAUCACAAUAUCUAUACCGUUGCCGCAUUGUUUGGGUGUUGAUAUUGAUCUUCUCACAUCAACUAAUGGAAUUUCCAUUCCACAACAGUCAGCUAUUUCUUUUCCAGAUGUGAUAGCUAUUUGUGUAGAUGAAGUAAAAUCAUCAUUAGCGUGCUUCUAUAGCGACCAUAGUUUUUAUCUUUGGGAUAUAACAAAUAAACAAUCAGUAGGAAAACGUGACGUUCAUAUGUACCACUCUGGGCGUGGUUGGGCAAUGGAAACACAUUCUCGUCGAACUGACCAGUUAGCAUUAAUUACAACUUCAUCGGAUAAUACCGUGCGAUGUUGGUCAUUGAAUGAAGAGAAAACUGAUGUGUAUUCUGCUUCAUCACAAAGUGACAAUAAAAUUAGUGAGCAGUUAAUGAAGAUGAUCUAUAUACCAUCAGAUUCGAAAGAAAAAGGCGGUGGUCGUUGCAUGAAAAUCUCCCCUGACAGUUUAUCGCUAGCUGUUGGUGGUCAUGAUGGAAAUAUAUAUAUACUUGACAUGCAAACAUUCAAACAAACAUUAUGUAUCGAAGCGCACGACAGUGAAGUACUUAGCGUUGAUAUUGGUCGAUCGAUUGAUUUGAAUGUUACUCUUCUGGUAUCAAGUAGUCGCGAUCGUUUAAUUCACGUAUUCGACGCAUCAAAUAAUUAUCAACUAAUUACAACACUCGCUGAUCACACAGGAGUUGUAACUGCUGUUCGUUUUAUAUGUUCAAAUCUGAAAUUUGGAUUGAUCUCCUGUAGUGCUGAUAAAUCAUUGAUAUUUCGAUCAAUAUCGCGAAAUGAAGACGGUAAAUAUGAAUUCAGCCGUUUACGUACAGUUUUCGAACAUCAAAGACUUUCUGACUUGGUUGUCGAUUAUACAAACAGACACAUACAUACAACUUGUUGGGAUCGAAUUAUUAAAGUAUACGAUAUUGACGAAUGUAAACACAUUUUGACAUGGAAGGAUCCAACCGAGCAUCAUAGCGGCUCCUUGAUCAAAAUUGAUAUUGAUGUAUCGGGAAGAUAUUUAGCGACAUCUUGCUCAGAUAAAAAAGUUUAUCUUUGGGACACGAAAGCAUCCAAACACAUUGUAUCCUUAUGUGGGCAUUCAGAAAUUGUUACUGACGUCAAAUUUAGUCAUGAUGGACGUCGUUUGUAUACAAUAUCAGGCGACAGCUGUGUGUUUGUGUGGAAACUGGAGAUAGAAGAUUGUGCAUCGUCAAAAUGUCGAUCAAUAUCGAACAGGGAUGAGCAACAAACGAUUGAAGUCUUUAAAACAACACCACAGGUUGCAAAUUUGAAAGUAGUAAGUGUUACUGAGCUCUGCCAAGCAAAUGAAGACAAUCAGCAAAGUUUAUCAUCAUCUCCUGAACUUCCUUCAAUAGGUAGCGAACUUGAAUUGAUUAACUCACAAACAACAGAUGCUGAUAAUGAAGAAACAUUUAACAUCCCGAUUGCUCCAAGAGAAAAUAAAUCAGUUAUCUCUGACGAAGAUGAUGAUACAAAACCAAAUGAUACAGCUCGUGAGACUGAAAGAACGAGUUCGUUUUUCAAUGAAAACUAUAAUCCUGAAAGCUCACUCAUCAAUUCAUUGCAUUGCAAUGAAUAUUCAGCAUGUCGUAGAUUUCGACGACAAAACAGCAUCUCAACAGCGUUUUAUCAGUCGUUGGAACAAAUUGGUUCGUCAAAUAAAUUGUCAAUCGAAAUGAACCCGACAGAAAAUGAGCCAUUCAUGUCUAUGCGAUCAAGUGAAAGUGCAAACUGUGAAGCAGUCGUUGGUGACGAUGAAAAAACACGGAAAGAAUGUUGUCCGUCACUCACUUCUCCAUUGAAUAAUAUCACACAAAAUGAUAUACCAUCCUAUACAGAACAAGGUUCCGAUAUCGAUAUGCAGCAUGAACAAGUUGAUCCAUUAACUUUAGUAACUGAACCGACAAUCAACGACGCGAAAAACGAUGAUCCAAUCAAUCGUGAUCGUAUGUCGGUUGCCAACGAUCUUGCUAAGGAAAUCUUUGAAUGUCUGAAUAAAUUAGAUAAUCUGUAUGAAAUGGUUGCAGAAAGCUUAGACUUGCAAGAUGCGACAGUCAAGGAAUCAAUUGAAAGAACAUAUUCUGGUCUCUAUCAACAUAUUGCAAAUUAUCGACAAGAGUCAAAUCAACAGAGUUAA